Messenger RNA from Silurus meridionalis, 2759 nucleotides. RefSeq names its product switching B cell complex subunit SWAP70a (gene swap70a). The record is from RefSeq and is a predicted model, not a curated record. NCBI's taxonomy places the organism in Eukaryota, Metazoa, Chordata, Actinopteri, Siluriformes, Siluridae. Bases 115 to 1881 code for a protein of 588 amino acids. The transcript is spliced from 12 exons. Gene Ontology annotation, cellular component: cytoplasm; nucleus.
GGAUAGGUGGCGUCCUUCUCUCACACACACUUCAGUUGAUAGAGUUCGGGUAUUUGGCAUCAUAGCCGGAGUGUGACUGGAGUGUGUGCGUUGUUACGAGUUAACUGGUAUAAAAUGGUCCACAGAGACGAAAUAUUAAAGCCCAUAUGGCACGCGUUUGGGGCGCUGGAUGUGGACCGGAAAGGAAAAGUGUCUAAGUCUCAACUGAAGGUUCUGUCACACAACCUGUACACGGUUCUGCAGAUUCCAUAUGAAAACUCUGAGCUGGAGGAACAUUUCAAGGACAACGAUGAGGGACCUGUGUCCACGCAAGGCUACAUGCCCUAUUUGAACACCUUCAUCCUAGACAGGAUCCAGGGCAAGUUUGAUUUUAUGGAACUGAAUAAAAUGUGCUGGACAUUGUGUGCUCGCAAGAACAUCUCCAGCAACCGCAUGCUCAUCUCUGAAGAUGACGCUUUAAAAGUCUGGUGUAUAUUUAACUUUCUCUCUGAGGACAGAUAUCCGCUUGUCAUCAUAGUAGAAGAGAUUGAAUAUUUCUUGAGAAAGCUGUUGGAUGCCAUGGGUGGGAACUGGAAUGAGGGCAGGUUUGUGGACUAUAAAGUCCAGCUAAAUAUAAAGCAGAAUUGUCUGAAUGUCUGGGAGCUAAUUGAGCUGAUUGGUAUGGGCUACUUCACCAAGGGCAUGGACCGCCAGACCACCAGCAUGGGCAUCACAGAGGUCUUUCAGGAGCUUAUACUGGAUAUACUCAAACAGGGCUACAUGACAAAAAAAGGCCACAAAAGGAAAAAUUGGACAGAGCGCUGGUUUGAACUGCGACUCGAUUCAAUCUCAUACUACGUGAAUGAAGACCUUGCUGAAAAAAAGGGCUCCAUUUUUCUGGACCGCCACUGCUGUGUGGAGCCUUUAACAGACAAAGAUGGAAAGAAAAACUUAUUUAUCGUCAAAUGUCCAGACAAAAGUCUCGAGAUCAGCGCCCCAGACAAAAAGAAACGUCAAGAGUGGAUCCAGGCUAUCCAGGACUGCAUUAACAGGCAGAGGCAGGGUCUGUCUGCUCCCCACCGUGAGGCUCGACAGAGGCGACGGGAAGUGCGCAGCCGCCUGCAGGCAGAACAAGCGCUGUUAGAGGAACAGAUGAAGGAGCUGCAGCUGGCCAACGAGAAGAAACAGAAAGAGCUGGAAGCCAUGAGGAAGAACCUGGAGGAGGCGGCAGCGAGAGCUCUGAUGGAGGAGCAGAGAAGAAUUCGCACCCAAGCAGAGCUACAGAACAACUACAGAAUGGACCUGGAGAGAGAAAAAAUGGUGAGGCAGCAGAUGGAGGAGCAGGUGGAUCAGAUGUCGAGCGAGCUCAAGUUGUAUCUGCAGCGUGUCCGGGAGCUAGAGGACAUGUACCGUCGCCUGGAGGAGGCGCUAGAGGACGAAAGACAAACAAGACAGGAUGAGGAGAAUCUGCGUAAACUGCAGGCUAGGUUGCUAGAGGAGGAGGUAAAGAAGCGUACUGAGCUGGAGCAGAUACACCUGCAGCAGCAACGAGCCAUCAGUCAGACACAACAGGAGAAAGAGCAGUUGGAGCAGCAGAGGUUGGAGCAGGAACAAACCCUGCAGAAGGCAAUGCAGCAGCUGGCUAACCUCGAACAGCAGAGACAGGGGGCGCUACAGGAGUAUGAGGCUGUGAAAAGAAAAAUGGAGGAGGCGGCGAACAAGACCAAGAGCUGGAAGGAUAAAGUGGCGCAGCAUGAGGGGCUAAUUCGACUCAUCCAGCCAGGCAACAAAGGUCCUCAGAAAAUGACCAACUGGGGGGCAGCAGCAGUCACAGACAAAGAACUGGAAAUUAGAGAAAAGAUUUGGCAAGAGAACAAAAACAACCCUGACAGUGGCCUUUAAUCUUUUUGAAGCGUUUGCAAUUUUUACUGUAAAUGCAAAGUUUUUGUUAAGAUUUUUAUGUUACUGGGAUGGUUGUUAUUUUAUAUUUCUAUAAAUACAUUAUACAGCUCCAGGGUCCUCGGUUUGAUCUGGCAUUCCAUUUACAUUCUGGCUGGAGGUUUUUCUCCCAGUUCCCAAAACCAUAAUGGUAGGUGACCCAAUGACUCUAAAUUGCCCCUAGUUGUGAAUAAAUUCAUGAAAGUGAAUGUGCAUGGAGUCUUUGAUGAACCAUGGUCCUAUUUAAUUUAUUCCCACCUCGAACCCAAUGUUCUUAGGAAAAACUGUAACCCUGAUCAGGAGAAAGUUGUUAAAGAUGAUGAGUGAAUGAACAGUUAACCAAGUUAUCUCUGAAUGUACAAACAGUAUGAGCUUACAGAUGGAAUUAAUUGCAGCAAUUAAAUAAAUUAUAUUGCAAUAUGAUAUAGAACCCAGUGAGACUGUCCAUCUGUAUUAUGUUAUCUUUUAUCUUAUUAUAUAUAUAUUGAAAUCCACACACUGUAACGUGCAUUAUUAUUGUGAGUUCUCAAAUACUAUAAAAGCAGCUCAAAACUUCUAACUGCACAGUGUUGCCCACUAGAUGUCACUCUCAUACUAAUAAAUCUCAGGUUCUUGCAGGAUUUUUCUCGAAACAUCUCAAGCACAAGGCAUGAUAAGAUAUAAGAUAACAUAAUACAGAUGGACAGUCUCACUGGGUUCUUUGAUGCUGAUGCUGUCACUAAUAAAUAGAUUGUAGAAAUGUUCUCACACUGAUAAAAGCUCCAUGAUAAAAAAGUUAUUUGAUCUUGUGUUUGUCAUGGAGCUUCUCUCCAGGGCUUAUAAUAAACAAACAUAGCGCUGUC